Messenger RNA from Bipolaris oryzae ATCC 44560, 2049 nucleotides. RefSeq lists its product as uncharacterized. NCBI's taxonomy places the organism in Eukaryota, Fungi, Ascomycota, Dothideomycetes, Pleosporales, Pleosporaceae. The record is from RefSeq and is a predicted model, not a curated record. The transcript has 5 exons. Bases 1 to 2049 code for a protein of 682 amino acids.
AUGAUCGAUCCAGUUACUGACAAACGCUGGUCUACCCGUUUCACGGACCGAGACGUCGGCUUGCUUCUCAUUUUAGGUCUUUCUAUCAUCACCCUGGCAGUCAAUCUUGCCAUAACAGUUUGGGUGGCUGCGAAGCAUGGUGUCAAGGACAACAUCAGCGACAUUCUUGGGGCCGAUACCGGAUAUGACUGCGCAAGCGUCAAAAAUUGGAACAGAUGGCUUCAUUUUGGCAUCAACGUUCUUCCAACGUUAUUACUAAGUGCCAGUAAUUAUUGCGCUCAGCUUCUAGUCGCUCCUACGAGAAAAAAACUUGAUGAUGCACAUCAGAAACAGAGAUGGUUCGAUAUCGGUAUUCAGAGUUUUAGAAACUUGAGGAAAGCUCCGUUGCAACAUAAGUUACUAUGGUUCUCGUUAAUGCUAAGCUCGGGGCUGCUGCACUUGUUUUGGAACUCAGCAGUCUUUUCUACGACUCCGUUUAAUACGUACUCGACAGGCUACGUGACUGCAGACUACUUGAACGAUCCACAACCUUGGCUCUUCCCCGAAAAUCCUGAUCUCGACUACAUACGACAGAAUGCAUUGAACCUUCCGAAACUGAACAACAAGGAAUGCAUAGCUAGGUAUGCUGGGAGGUUGGCUGGUCUCAGUAGCUUAUUGCUGGUCAGUGCCAAUGUGACCAUGGACCAUCAACUAUCAUACGAACAGAGCAACAACCGCUCAUCUCUCUUAUUCAACGCAACCACGGUUUCAUCGGCAAUCUUCUGGCGUAUGAAUAGUGACUGGAUGUGCAAUAAGUGGAAUGUUCCCAACCGUGUCAGCUGUACACAAAAGACUAUGAGGUCUCCUUAUGAAGAUACCUGGACAUUAGUGAGAUUUCAGUUCGACGCCAACAUAACACACGACCCAAGUGAUGACAUAUGGACCAAAGUGGACCAUUGCCUCCCCCGAGACGAGCUGCGCAACAUGGACGACAAAUGUACAUUACGUGUCAGCAAAGUGAUUCUGAGCAUAGUCACCUUUCUGAAUAUGAUAAAAUGCGUUAUCUUCAAACCAAAAACAUUGUCGGCGGGUGACAAAUCCCUCUAUAUCGUUACGUUAGGCGAUGCAAUAGCCAGCUUCCUUCAGCAUGGUGACAACGAAACGAAAACAUGCGGCCUCGCGGGUAGCAGAGACUUUGAUAGGAGAUGGCCUUCGCAUGUUUCAGGGUCUCAGCUUCCUUCGAUCCGCUGGCUUCAUGCAGCAAGUUGGAAGCGUUGGUUACUGACAAUAUGCGUGAUUACAAUCGGUACCGUCAGCUUCCUGCUUUAUAUGACCAUAGCCGCUCAACAAAAGCAAGGUGUAGACACUGACAUAGCCUCACUUGCAAGCUACGGCCUAGGAAUACCACAACAGUUUGCUACAGCACUUACAGGCGUCACCGAUGCGCUUGGUCCGACCAAAGGCUUCUUCUUCUCAGUGCUCUUCGCGAAUAUGUUCCAAGCUAUCGUCAGCGCGCUCUACCUUCUCUGCAACAAUUUGCUGACUGUUAUGGUUGUUGCGGCAGAAUGGAACGCCUACAGCUUUCGGCGUAAGGCACUCAGAGUUUCGGCCCCAAAGGGGAUUCAGCGCUCUUCCUUCUUCCUCUCACUUCCCUACAGAUACUCUGUCACUCUCAUGGUACUAUCUGGUCUGUUGCACUUCUUCAUAUCGCAAAGCGUGUUCGUAGUACAGACAGUCGCAUACCUGCCCAGGUACGAUCCACAGCGAUUUAUCCGAGCCCCGGUUUUGGAUGUUUCCUGUAUCGGCUUUUCCAGUUUGGGCAUUAUUCUAGCGCUAACAACUGGACUUGUGCUUGUUGUGUACCUUGCACAGGGGGCUGCUGCUGAGCUGUUUCGCAUGCCGUUAGUCAGCACGUGCAGCGCUGCAAUCAGUGCAAACUGCCACGCUCAUCCAGCUGAUACAGAUUGCAGUUUCCUCCCUGUUCAAUGGGGGUAUGUGACCGACGGGACUGACGCGAAUGGAGGACGAUAUACUUUGACGACUGAUGUGAGUGUGAGGCCUUUCUCCUGA